AUGGCAGAUAAAGCAUGCAAAACGGAAACAGAAGAUUUAAUUGCAGAGGUUAGUGUGCAACCAGUAUCAUCUACACACUGUGACCAUGAAUAUUCCACAUUGAAGUCGUUCACAGACGUGGAACUUCUUAGCGAACAGUUAAAAGCGUGUCAGGCAAAGUGUGAUUAUUUGGAAAAGACAAUUGAUGAAUUAAAUGCAACCAUCAGUGAAUUUGAAGCCAAUAGGUUUUCCUUAGAAAAAAUAAGUGAUGACAAGCAUGCAGUGAUGUUCUACACAGGCUUUCCAAACAUUGAAACAUUUAAUGCUUUUUUUAAAUAUUUAGAGACAAAAAGUGAGAAACUUAAUUAUUGGAGAGGGCGCAGUGAGUCAGGGGAAGAUGCUCCAAAACACCAAACACACAGUACAAGCAGACCUGGGAAAAAACGGGCAUUAUCAACAAAAGAAGAAUUGUUUAUGGUGCUUGUAAGGUUAAAGGUUGGGUUGUUUGUAAGGGACAUUUCUGAACGUUUUGGCAUUUCUCAAGGACAUUUUUCAAAAAUCUUCACGACUUGGAUUAUUUUCUUGUCUCAUGAACUUCCGGACUUAUUUCCAUUUCUUUCCCAGAAGUCUGUCAGAAAAAAUAUGCCGUUAGAAUUCAACCAGUACCCAACAACACGAAUCAUCAUUGAUUGUACAGGAAUCUUUAUUGAAGUUUCAAGCGUAAUGGCAACCCAAAGUCAAACAUGGUCGAACUACAAGCACCAUAACACUUUGAAAGUGUUAGUGGGAGUAAGUCCAAAUGGUACCUUAACUUUUAUAUCCGGUUUGUGGGGUGGAAAAAUCUCAGACAAGGCAAUUACCCCAAAAUCAGGUCUUCUUGAUCUUUUUGAAAAGGGAGACAACAUCAUGGCUGAUAGAGGGUUCGACAUUAAGGACAUCCUUCCGGAAGGAGUUGGCCUCAACAUUCCGCCAUUUCUAAAUUGA
Messenger RNA from Dreissena polymorpha, 963 nucleotides. RefSeq lists its product as uncharacterized. Lineage: Eukaryota; Metazoa; Mollusca; Bivalvia; Myida; Dreissenidae. The record is from RefSeq and is a predicted model, not a curated record. The coding region runs from base 1 to 963 and encodes 320 amino acids. The transcript has a single exon.